CUCCGAUCAUAGUAUUGUCGUUCCGCGCAGUGCAAAUUAGUUCCAGUUUAUUUGUUUUUUUAAUAAAUUUGAUAAUGAACAGUUUUAAAUGUGAUGAAAAUAUAAGUGAUAAAAUAUACAUUUCAAGUUAAUUUCAAAGGAAAACAUUCAAAUGUACAAGGACAAAUCACAUUUCCCUAAGCUUCUAUUACACGUGUGAAUGACUAUAUUUGUGACAUGGCCGUAUGACAUUAAUAGUUAAAUGGGUAAGUUAUGUGGUAAAGCUAAAUAUGUGUUGGUAUGUUAUAUAUUUAGAAUGUCUUUGUUCUGUAGGCCGGGAUAUACUUCUACCAGCUAUUUGACUGGUACGUUGCGGUGUCCAUACCGGUGUUUGGUCUGAUCGAGUGUCUUAUAUUCGGAUGGAUAUAUGGAGCAGAACGGUUUUCGCGGGACAUUGAAAUGAUGAUUGGUCGUGGAGUUCCUGUAUUUGUACGGAUUUGCUGGUGCUUUGUAAACCCAAUCGUGCUUCUGAUUUUGUUUGUCUCCACAUUCAUAUUGUACAAGCCUCCGACUUACGGGGAUUAUGUGUACCCGUCCUACGUAAACCUGCUGGGCUGGUGUGUCGGGAUAAUGCCACUCCUACCCGUUAUCGUGGUGGGGGUCGGGACUGUGCUGAAUACCCCCGGGGACUCUUUUUUCAAGAAAUUCAAAGCGUCAUUCCGACCGUCACCCUAUUGGAAACCCAUAUCUAGAAAACACGCGUCGGGUUAUGACGUUGACAACAACAUGUCGUCACUUGGGUUCUGGGAAAGAAUUAAAGUCAACGUUUUUGGAAAACAAAGAACACAUUAAACAUUGUAAAGUGAUUCUGAUAAAUGAGAUUGUGGAUAGCCCUAAGGUUAUGAACAAAGGAAGCUAAUUUGUAUACGACUUUUCAUUGGCGACAAUACUAUUUUUUGUAAUCAUUUAUAUUUUCAUUAUCUUGUUAUUAGAUGUAUGACUCCAGUUAUAUAUUUGCAGUAUUAAUAUAUUUGUAUGCAAAAUGCAUUCAUAAGUGAAUGCAUGCUUAUCAUAGAACCCGAAUGCGUCUCAACAUACAAUGUAUUUAAGGAUGUACACCUCUGAGAAGUCA
This is a messenger RNA of Mizuhopecten yessoensis (Yesso scallop), 1111 nucleotides long. RefSeq names its product sodium- and chloride-dependent glycine transporter 1-like. The transcript is spliced from 4 exons. Gene Ontology annotation, cellular component: membrane. Gene Ontology annotation, biological process: sodium ion transmembrane transport. Bases 439 to 831 code for a protein of 130 amino acids. Lineage: Eukaryota; Metazoa; Mollusca; Bivalvia; Pectinida; Pectinidae. The record is from RefSeq and is a predicted model, not a curated record.